AUGUCUGCUGCUGAUAACUGUACUGGGAUCUCUGAGAAGCGUCUGGUAUCUUCAAAUUUUGAAGAGGAUGGUCGUGGUAUCACACAAGAUGAAGAGCAUGCCAACAGCCAAGAUAUACUCUCAUCCAAUCAGAGAAAAAAAUUAUCACUUGAUCAUAUUAAACAGGUCCGAACUUCUGAAUUAUCAGAGACUGUAACACAGAAUAAAAGUCGUAGAAGAGGUGUUAAACAUCAAACAGCUCAUGUAAGAGAGAAGCCUUUUUCAUGUUUAGAAUGUGGAAGAUGCUUUCGAUGUAAAAGAGAUCUUGUUAGACAUGAGAAAAUUCACACAGGGAAGAGGCCAUUUUCUUGUUUAGAAUGUGGAAAAUGUUUUAGAUAUAAAUCGGAAGUUGCCACACAUCAGAAAACUCACACAGGGGAGAAGCCUUUUUCAUGUUCAGAAUGUAGAAAAUGUUUUAGAUAUAAUUCAGAACUUGUCACACAUCAGAGAAUUCACACAGGAGAAAAGCCAUUUUCAUGUUCAGAAUGUGGAAAAUGUUUUUACAGUAAAUCCCCUUUUGUUCUACAUCAGAGAAGUCACACAAGGGAGAAGCCAUUUUCAUGUUCAGAAUGUGAAAAAUGUUUUAAAAAGAAAUCAGAUCUUGUUACACAUCAGAGAAGUCACACUGGAGAAAAGCCAUUUUCAUGUUCAGAAUGUGAAAAAUGUUUUGCCGAUAAAUCAUCUCUAUUUAAACAUCAGAGAGUGCACACAGGGGAGAAGCCAUUUUCAUGUUCAGAAUGUGGGAAAUGUUUUCCCCGCAAAUCAGCUCUUGAUAGACAUCAGAGAAUUCACACAGAGGAAAAUACAUUUUUAUGUUCAGAAUGUGGGAAACGUUUUCCCAACAAAUCAGCUCUUGAUACGCAUCAGAGAAUUCACAGGGGGGAGAAGCCAUUUUCAUGUUCAGAAUGUGCGAAAUGUUUUCAACGUAAAUCACAUCUUGUUAGUCAUCAGAGAAUUCACACAGGAGAGAAGCCAUUUUCAUGUUUAGAAUGUGGGAAAUGUUUUCAACGUAAAUCACAUCUUGUAAGUCAUCAGAAAAUUCACACCGGGGAGAAACCAUUUUCAUGUUCAGAAUGUGGUAAAUGUUUUCACCAUCAUUCAUCUAUUGUUAUACAUCAGAGAAUUCACACAGGAGAAAGGCUAUUUUCAUGUUCAGAAUGUGGGAAAUGUUUUCUCUAUAAAUCACAUCUUGUUGUACAUCAGAGAAUUCACACAGGAGAGAAGCCAUUUUCAUGUUCAGAAUGUGGGAAAUGUUUUCAACGUAAAUCACAUCUUGUUAGUCAUCAGAGAAUUCACACAGAGGAGAAGUCAUUUUCAUGUUCAGAAUGUGGGAAAUGUUUUCACCAUAAAUCAACUCUUGUUAUACAUCAGAGAAUUCACACAGGAGAGAAGCCAUUUUCAUGUUCAGAAUGUGGGAAAUGUUAUUACUGUAAAUCAACUCUUGUUAGACAUCAAAGAAUUCACACAGGGAGAAGCCAUCUUCUUGUUUAGCUCGUUAGUGACUGCCCCUACUUGUUUGAUGGUGGUCACUAGUUGGCUUUAUUCCAUCAGAUAUGUCUUUUUUAGGGCUCAUACACAUGGUAGUAUAGUCGAGGUGCCCAUACUGCGGACCAGAAACAAAAGGUCUUUAAUAUAGAGGCAUUAACUAUGUGCACUCCAUAUCGCAGAUGGAUGCGGACCCAUUGACUUGAAUGUGUCUGAAUUCCGCAAGAUCCAGCAAGGUUUGGAGCAGAGGCACAGAUCAAAGCGCUUCCAUGGGAUUUCAUUCCGUGCAUCCGCACCACAAAAAAAAAAAGAGCAUGUUCUAUUUUUUGCGAGGCUUAAUGUAUCUUGCGGAUCGUGGACCCAUUGAAGUGAAUAAGUCUGCUUUCGCAAGUGGCGUGCACUUUUCCGGUGCCCGUACAUUGUGGACUGUUCGUGUGCAAGAGCCCUUUUAAAGAGCUAAAACAUCACCUUGCUUUCAGCUACCAGAGGUAGUUUAGGGAUUGUAGAUUGAGGAACGCACCGGUGAGCUCAGCAACACCAAAAGACCCGGAAGACCACGGAAAACAACUGUGGUGGAUGACCG
Messenger RNA from Bufo gargarizans (Asiatic toad), 2107 nucleotides. Its product is annotated as zinc finger protein OZF-like. Lineage: Eukaryota; Metazoa; Chordata; Amphibia; Anura; Bufonidae. The transcript has 2 exons. Gene Ontology annotation, biological process: regulation of immune system process; negative regulation of transcription by RNA polymerase II; regulation of cytokine production. The coding region runs from base 1 to 1530 and encodes 509 amino acids. The record is from RefSeq and is a predicted model, not a curated record.